UUGCGAUGCGUUGCAAAUUUGAAUUAUUUUAGUUUAAAGUUGAAUGAACUAAUUCGACGUUUUUGCAAACAUAAACAAUAUUUAAACUAAGUGACAAAGUUUGUUCGGUUAAAUUUGUAAUUUACAUUUAGUUUUAAAAAUGGAUCCAACGAUAUCGGUUUCAAAGGGCUGCUUUGUAUAUAAAAAUGGAGCAACAAGAGCAUCCAAAUCAGUUAAAAAGACGACUAAACGGAAGCAUGGCAGUACAACAUCAGUGCUUGACACAGAAGUAACUGAACAACCGUUUCAUAAAGUUUAUUCGCAAAAUUGGCAAAAAUUUCAGAAACACAUUGAAACGUUGCAGGAACAAAGCAAUGCACGAAUUUUAAACGAUUUAGUUGAUUAUGUGACUAAUGAAACUCUCAGUACAAAUUGCCUAGAAUCAUAUGGUAUAGAAGAUAUUUUGCCUACAGCAGCGCUUCUAACAGGCAUCAACCAAGUCGAUCACUUGGAACAGUUUGAAACGCUAUCACAGCAUAUACGCUCAAAAAUGUCAGCUAGCGUUUGUGUGCUACAGUCACGCGAUUGUCCAAAUAUAAAAUCCGCUAUAGAAACUAUGGUCUAUAACUUUGUAGAAGAACCCUUGGAAGAAUGUGAAGACCGUGAUCAUAAGCGUUUGAGACGUUCUCAAUGUACGAUAAAACAAUUGAAGUAUUGGUAUAACAACAAUUUUUCCAUAGAAAAUAAUGAAUCAAAAGAAAACCUGGAAGAAGACAGUGAUAUAUCUGAAAAAGAAACUAGAAGUACAUCUCAUGCUUUAGUCGUAAUUUUACACGAUUUUGAAUGCUUUAAUACUAGUGUACUUCAGGAUUUUAUACUCAUACUAAGUGCAAAUCGUGCUCAACUACCUUUCGUGUUAAUACUAGGUAUUGCUACAGGCGUUUCGGCUGUGCAUAGUGCAUUACCCUAUAACGUUACUUGCAAAAUAAAGCUUCGCAUUUUUCAAACACAAGCAGCGCUGGUCGGGCUCAAUGAUAUAGUGGACAAGGUUAUUUUAUCACCCAAAUAUGCAUUUCAUUUGUCUGGCAAAGCACUCAAAUUUCUAACGCAUAUUUUUCUGUAUUAUGACUUCUCGUUAAAUGGUUUCAUACAAGGAUUCAAGUAUUGUCUUAUGGAACACUAUUUUCAAGGUAAUGCCUAUGCGCUCUGUACAAGCUAUGCAGCGUCGUUAAUGAAAAUAAAAUCCAUGACACAUGAUGAUAUGGAAACAAUACGUCGUUUGUUAUCAUUCCGUCCGUAUGUUGAGGGUAUUAAUGACUGUAAGCGUAUCAUUGCAAUACUAACAGACGAUGAUUAUCUGAAGAAAAAGUUACCGCAAUUAUUACGCGACUGUCAUGUACAUUUUAUGGUGAUGCGUACAUUUCUUGAAUUCCUAACAGCUUUAGUUAAUGAUUUACCCAAAUGUCCAUUGGGUAAAUUUCGACGUGAAUUGUAUGCGAUAUGUUUAUCCAAAGAUCUCGUAACACAGCCUGAAUUCCGAGAAUGUUGGCAAUAUCUCAGUUUGAUGUCAAAGGAUGAAUUUGUGGCAAAAAUUUCUUCAGCAAUUAAGGCCACACAAGAGUUUCUACUAACGGAAGUAGAUUCACUUGAACUAGCAAAUGACUGCGCAACAAUUGUCGAAGCAAAACUUACUACUGUUAAGGAAUUAUUGACAAACAUUGUUAUGUCCGGUGUAGAGACAAAAAAGAAUGAAAAAAAAACUAAUUCCGGCGAAGAACUUAAACAAUUAUCAUCGCGUCAGGAUCUUAAAGAGCGUUUACUUCAAUUAUCUAAACAAGAAAAACCUGGUUCCGAAUUUACAAAAGCUGUGGAUGAAAUAUUAAAGUAUAUACAAACUGAAAUUGUUGAAUGUCACUUAACACCACUGCAACGAGCUCCACCAUUGCAUGAGCUCUUCUUUUUCACUGAUAUUAGUGUGGUGCGGAAAAAUAUUAUUGGCGCACCACGUGCUGCUCUACAUAUGGCACUCAAUAAUCCACAUUUUUAUUUGCAAUGCAAAUGCUGCCAACUGGAAGAGCAUACGCAAUUAUUGCAGACUUUACCAGAUUUAUCGGUAGCCUAUAAACUGCAUUUAGAAUGUGGACGCAUGAUAAAUUUAUUUGAUUGGCUGCAAGCAUUUCGAUCAGUGGUGGAUUAUAGUGAAGAGGAAAAUGAUCAAGUCGAUCCACAAAUACAGGCACGUUUUACACGCGCUGUUGCUGAAUUGCAAUUUCUCGGCUAUAUCAAAAUGUCUAAAAGAAAAACAGAUCACGCAACGAGGUUAACCUGGUAAAUUUAGUUUCGUUGUGCUUUUAUGUUAAGUCAAUUUGUUACAUAUAAUAAAUUAUUUUUG
Teleopsis dalmanni is the source of this 2371-nucleotide messenger RNA. It is a transcript of the gene Orc3, whose product is annotated as origin recognition complex subunit 3. NCBI's taxonomy places the organism in Eukaryota, Metazoa, Arthropoda, Insecta, Diptera, Diopsidae. Bases 140 to 2311 code for a protein of 723 amino acids. The record is from RefSeq and is a predicted model, not a curated record. Gene Ontology annotation, cellular component: DNA replication preinitiation complex; nuclear pre-replicative complex; nuclear origin of replication recognition complex. The transcript has 6 exons. Gene Ontology annotation, biological process: DNA replication; DNA replication initiation. Gene Ontology annotation, molecular function: DNA replication origin binding.